GGGCGCGCAGGCCAGGGCGAGCUAGGCACCCUCCACGCACCCUCCAGCCGCGGCUCACGCCUUUCAAAAGUCGCCGGGGGCCCCCGCGCACCCCGCUGCCUCGGUGGGGCACCUUGCUAACCGCGCGCCGGCCCGUCCAGUCCUCUCUCCCGGCCUUUGUCCGCCGGGUCUGUGCUGGGAGGGUGAAGGAGCCCAGCCGCCACAGCGCAGGGAGGGGAGCCUCGGGCCGCCCCGAAGCCUGGGCCCGGGGGUGGCUCUUCGCCUCCGGCCUCCUGCGGGGGCUCCGCGACCCAGAUACUAACCCGGGCGAGGACGCUCUCUCAGCGCCCCCAAAGGGAAACCCGACUCGACACCCACUCCCCUUUCCCUGAGUCAUGGCUCAGAGGAACAGAAAAGGAAAGAAGAAGCUGAACUGCUGCCCGUGCCUCUCCUCGCCCGGGCCAGACGAUGAUGGGGCUGGAGAGCAGUGUAUUCCAUCAGAAUCAGAUGAAGAAGCAAAACUUCUUGGCCACUUUGAAAACUCUGAUGAUAACAAGGAAAACUUCAGUAAAGUUUAUUACCAUGUAAAAGAAAAACCUAGAAAACACAAGGAAUGGAAGGCUCCAAUGAACAGUCAGAAUAUACAACCGUGUAAAGACAGAGAAGACCUGAUAGAUUUAGAGAGCUAUAGUCUGUCGAAAAAUGCUUCAAAGAUUUCCAGUGCUUCAGCUUUUGAGAAGAAUAAAAAUUCUAAAGACAGAAAUCUUGGCAAUGAUAUAAAAAGUGAUCUGGAGUAUAUCAAACCAACCCAAAAUGACGGUUGUCAGAACCAAUCUUUUUCUCUUUCAUCUCUGUCUUUGUCUAUUAUGGAAAAGAAAGUAAAGGGGAAAAAAACACCUCAAAAAAGCAAUAGUCAAGACCAACUACCAGAUGGAAAUUUCAAAAGAGCUUGUAAAAGCCCCAAACUACCAAAAAGGAAUAAAAACAAGGCUAGACUACUCUGUCAGUGCUUACAUGCUCUCCCAUCACAAAGUCCCUACUUAUAUGACAGCGACGAUGAACAGGUAGCCAGCAUUUCUAGAGACAAUGAUGAUGGUAAAGCCUUGUGCAAACGUAAGGGUUUUAAUUCUGCAUUAUGCUAUUUUGAAGAUGGCAUCCUGAUGGGUUUCAAGAAGCGAAGAAAAUCACAUAAGGCAAUUUCCGUUGGGCAGGCAAUAGGAGUUAAAACCCCUGAAACAAAGAGAUGCCCAAAUGGUCUACAACCUCUUUUGUCAUCUAGUCCUAUUAACUUGGAAUUUAAAACUAAUAAUUCAGAAGAGGAAUUCUCUAUAGGAAGCCUGACAGAGAAGGGGGAUUCUCCAGUAGCUAAGUCAAGUACAGAAGAUAUGUGCAGCAGUUUUGAUCAUAGCCAAGAUAUUUUUUUAACACAAAGGUCUUUGUUAUCAAAGCAUGUUUCUGAUAGUCUCAGCAGUUCUUUAUCCUCACCUGCUCCUAAACGGGCCAAGAAUGGGAAUAGGGAACUGAAUGAUAAACCCAGUCAUUCUCCAAAUAAUUUGCUGCAGCUGUCUUCAAAUGGAGAAAUUGUUUUGAAUGGAGAAACAGUUGCAGAGAAUAGCAGCCUUUCUCAAGGUAAUUUAAAACGCUUUGAGAAAAUCAGAAAAUAUUCAGGUACAAAAGAGAAAGCCAUCCAGACAGAGGAUUUCUUUGGUUCCUCAAUAUUAGCUACCUCUUUACUCUUCAGAAGAGAAGUAGAUUUGUGUGAAAAGCCCCUGGACUUGACUUUGCCUGGAAGAAGCAGGUCAUGGGCUAACAGUGCUGAGUAUGUUUCCCAUACUACGUUGGCUGGUGGUGAUGGAGUUCACGUAAUUCCCCCAAAUGUUUCUGAGACUGUGUGUUCUGUGGAAGAUCAGAUAAUUGGUUCAGGGCUAGCAACUGCUGUUCUCAGUGAUGACAGCCAAGAGAAGUAUGCUUGCAAUCAGCUGAGCAAACCAGAUGAGAUAAAAUGUAUUCAGACAAAGCUUAAUUCAUCUUUUUUCUUUAAAACAAAAGAAGAACCAGACACCAGAAUUCCUACAGAGCCUUUAGCAAAAUUAAAGAAUGAAACAGAAGAUUCUAUCUAGUUGAACAGAGAUAGCAGACACACAGUCUAAAACACAGUUAUAUAAUUUGCAUGUUCCAGUAUAAUAUUUUGCAUUCAAGAAAGAUGGAAUUUUUCUCAUUUAAUUGUAAAUGCAUAUUCUGCAUAGGUUUAUGAAAAUAGACUGGGGAGUUGGUAGCUUAACUUCUUUGUGAUGCUAAAAUGGAAAUUUCAACCAAUGUAGAUAUUUAACACAUAGAGUCAAGGCCUGCUCUACUUUUGAAUUAGAGGGCACUAUCUUCAUAUUAAUCCUUUUAAUGCUCACUGUGGCUAUGUCUACAAAACACUAAAAAGCUUAGAUGAAAAGUGAAAAAAAUUGUCACCUACUGUGUAGGCUUCACAAAGCCUUAAAAAAAAAGCUAAAAAAAAAACAUUACAAAGACUUGAGAUCUUUUGGCGACAGGUAGACAACCUGUAUGUAGGUUUGCCAUAUCUAAUUAAGCCAGACCUUUGUAAGCUUAGUCUCAGUGCACUGAACUGCAGACAUUAAUUUUCAGGAUCAUGAGUAGUGGGAGGGAAAAAAACCUUUCCCUGAAUUUUCAUCUGGGCAUUUAUGUAAGGGAGAGGAGUGUCAUUUCUGGAAGAAUGGUCAUUUACAUAAAACUAGUAGUCAACCCACUCAAUUUUCUUUAUUGUUCACAAUUUUAAGAUAUUUAAAUGAUACUCUCCAGGCAUUUAGGAUGUCUACAGCUUUCAUAUCAUAUUUUCUAACUAUUAGAUAUAAUAGUAAUUAUAGGGAUAAGUAAGGAAAGAGAGGAGGUGACAUGACUGUAUAUUUUCUAUAAUGGAAUGCUGUUUGGGUGUCUAAAAUACAUGACUGCAUAUUUUCUUUAUAAUGGAGGUUGACAGUUUAAAAUAAUUUUGUUGCUUUCAAAUAUUGCCUUUUCCCCCAGAAUUUUCAGCCAUGACCAAUAGAAGUAAUUUGAGUUUUUAUCAAUUGUUGUUCUUAUAAGAUGAAAAAGACUAAUUUCAAUACCCUAAUUUUUUUUAGUAUGUAUGACCCGUCAGAUAUGUGUAUGUGUGUAUGUUUAGUAUAGCUAGUGAUUUCUUCAUUGCAUUUCACCAAGUGCUAAAAAGCUGGCUUCAAAGAAUUGGUGAUUGCUUGAACUGACAUUGUGUUUAGAGAAAAAACUUGUGAAACAGUUAUAAACUUUUUUUUUCUUGUUCUUUGAUUUGAUGUUGAAAUAAAAGUCCUUUAUGC
This is a messenger RNA of Sarcophilus harrisii (Tasmanian devil), 3317 nucleotides long. RefSeq lists its product as uncharacterized. Bases 375 to 2099 code for a protein of 574 amino acids. The transcript is spliced from 3 exons. NCBI's taxonomy places the organism in Eukaryota, Metazoa, Chordata, Mammalia, Dasyuromorphia, Dasyuridae. The record is from RefSeq and is a predicted model, not a curated record.